This is a messenger RNA of Chrysochloris asiatica (Cape golden mole), 639 nucleotides long. RefSeq names its product nuclear pore glycoprotein p62-like. The transcript is spliced from 7 exons. NCBI's taxonomy places the organism in Eukaryota, Metazoa, Chordata, Mammalia, Afrosoricida, Chrysochloridae. The coding region runs from base 1 to 639 and encodes 212 amino acids. Gene Ontology annotation, molecular function: structural constituent of nuclear pore; phospholipid binding. Gene Ontology annotation, cellular component: nuclear pore central transport channel; nuclear pore. The record is from RefSeq and is a predicted model, not a curated record. Gene Ontology annotation, biological process: protein import into nucleus; RNA export from nucleus.
AUGGUCCUGGUGUCCUCUGGUUCUGAACUUUCAAUUGUAACUCCUCUGAUGACUUACCGUAAGCUGGAGAGUCUGAUAAGCCGUUGGAACCUUGAGCUAGAGAAUCAUGAGAAACACUUUCUUCAUCAUGCCACUCGGGUCAAUGCUUGGGACCGUACAUUGAUUGAUAAUGGUGACAAGAUUAUUACUUUACAUGGAGAAGUGGAAAAAGUGAAAUUGUGUCAGAAAAGGUUGGAAACAGAAUUGGAUUUUAUCCUGUCACAGCAUAGUGAACUAGAAGAUCUGUUGAUCCCUUUAGAGGAGUCUGUGAAGGAUGAGAGUGGAUCGAACAAUCUGCAAUAUGCAGUUGGGCAGCAUGAGUGGACUUACAAAUUAGCAGAAAAUACAGAUGCUCAGCUGAAACUUAUUUCCCAAGAUCUCAAGGACAUUAUUGGAUACCUGAAUGCAUUUGAAAGUCCUACUGACACUACUGACCCAAUCCAACAGAUCUGUAAAAUUCUGAAUGCUCAGAUGGAGUCUCUGCAGCAUAUUGAUCAAAAUUCAGGCUUGCUGCAAAGGAAGGUAGAAGAAAUAACACAGGUUUUCCAGGAUUAUCAUCGCAGUGAAAACUAUUACAAUAUGAGGACUGCCUUUGAUUGA